Molecule: messenger RNA, 800 nt
Organism: Tachysurus fulvidraco (yellow catfish)
Lineage: Eukaryota; Metazoa; Chordata; Actinopteri; Siluriformes; Bagridae
Product: kinesin-like protein KIF16B
Exons: 7
Coding region: 81-785 (234 amino acids)
Biological process (GO): microtubule-based movement
Molecular function (GO): microtubule binding; microtubule motor activity; ATP binding
Source: RefSeq, a predicted model, not a curated record
AAGGAGACAGGAGAAGAGAAGAGAAGAGGAGAGAAGAGAAGAGGAGACAAAAGAGGAGGACAAACACCGGGGAUGCGAACAUGGCAUCGGUGCGCGUGGCGGUGCGCGUGCGUCCCAUGAACCAACGGGAGAAGGAGCUCUCAGCCCAGUGCAUCAUCGAGAUGGAAGGAAACAAGACAACUAUUACCAACUUAAAAAUCCCUGAUGGUGUGACGGGUGACUCGGUGAGAGAGAGAACUAAAACCUUCACAUAUGACUUCUCCUAUGACUCGGGCGACCGCAAGGGCACCGGCUUCGUCUCACAGGAAAAGGUCUUUAAGGACCUGGGUUCAGAUGUGCUCAAGGCAGCGUUUGAGGGCUAUAACGCCUGCAUCUUCGCCUAUGGACAGACAGGUUCAGGAAAGUCCUACACCAUGAUGGGCAACCAGGGAGACGUGGGACUGAUCCCGAGGAUAUGCGAGGGCUUGUUCACCCGGAUAACCGGCAUGACCCGUCGUGACGAAGCCUCCUUCCGUACGGAGGUCAGUUAUUUGGAGAUCUAUAACGAGCGUGUGAGGGACCUGCUGAGGAGGAAGCUGGCGAAGACGUAUAACCUGCGAGUGAGAGAGCACCCUAAAGACGGCCCUUACGUCGAAGACCUGUCGAAGCACCUGGUUCAGAACUACAGCGACGUGGAGGAGCUGAUGGAGGCUGGAAACAUCAACCGCACCACAGCCAGCACCGGCAUGAACGACGCCAGCAGUCGCUCGCACGCCAUCUUCACCAUCAACUUCACGCAGGUAUAAAACACACACCGGUCG